GUUUCAUAAGAUAGUAAAUCUAUUCUGUACAUGAUCUGUGAUUAUUACACUGUUAAGCCGGGAAUAGUUGUUAAACCAAAGUUUUUAACCAAAAUAUUGUAAAAAUGAGUAAAGCACAUCCUCCAGAACUUAAAAAGUACAUGGACAAGAGAUUAUCCUUAAAAUUGAAUGGAGGAAGACACGUUGUUGGCAUUUUACGUGGCUUUGAUCCAUUUAUGAACAUGGUAAUAGAUGAAAGCAUCGAAGAGUGUAAAGAUGGUACCAAAAAUAAUAUUGGAAUGGUGAUAAGCUUUGGUAACGGAGCAUGGGCCAUUUUCACCAUAUAAAAAUAUAAACUUGAAAUAUCCUGUAAGUUACAGUGAAAUUUUUUUUAUCAUAGAACGAUGCGUCAAAAUUUUGAAUCAUGAUGUUAAACUACAAUGCGUGCACUAAUUCUUUGUAAUAGCAGUAUCAUUAAAAAAUAUAACUUAACGUUAACAUCUCUUACGAUUUCAUUUACGAAACGUUAUACGAAACUUUUCCUAAUAAUUCAUAUAACUAUUAGGUUAUCGGUUCUUUGACAAAUCACAAUAGCAUUUCCUCACAUUGGUGGGUACACAGUGUUUAGGGUGGUUUAGCAACAUUUGGCAAUGAAACGGUCACACGUUCUCGUAUUAUUAUCGCCAACAGGGAUCAAUAAACGUAUAAUUUAACGAGUACUCGCGCGACUAAUAAUCAUGUUAGAUCAAAUGCAUCGUUCCGAUGUAGUACACAAAAUUAAUAUUUCUUUUGAAAGAAUGUUACUCUUUUUUUUCAUGUGAAAAAUUAUUAUGUACGAGGGGAGUAUACCAGAAAAGAAUAAAGUACAGGUCAAUGAUGUUUACAAUACUAUAACGCGAAACGUAUCGGUAAAUUUAUUGUUCGCAGAGUAUGAUUCGCUUAAACGAAUUCUAUUGGAGGAGAAUGGCACAAGGGGAAGACUUCUCCCACUCGAAGCAUACUUUUUGAUUAAGUUCUUGACACCUACAUCCUUUAACGCGUAUUACAAUCUUCAUAUAGUUCAAAUCAUCGAUUUAUUUCUUAAUUUAACUAUUCAUAUUUUCUCUAACAAUGCAAUAUUUUUUUGCGCUCAUAAGAAACUGAAAAUAUUUAUUUUUUAAACAAUUAAAUUUCGACGAUGUAUUAUUCAUUUGAUUGCCAAGUGCGGAUGUCGAAGGGGGAGGACUAUAAUCCCAGACUUGGAAAAUAAAUUUCAUUCAAUGUUUAUGUAAAUUUAUAUGCCCUGCUCCAUGCAUAGUCUCCGAUUUCCAAAAAAAAAUUAUGAUGGCAAUCCUUCAUUAUAUUUACUUUUAUUCUAACUACGGAAUUUUUAUAUACAUCUAUAUACUAUAUAUUUGAGAAGUUAAAUAAAUAGUUAACUAAAAAUUGUAAUUUAUCCACCUACCUUUCCUUUUGACCACUGUGACAAUGAUUCAUAAAAAAAAAGCCUGCAUGGAAUAAAGAAUUUAUUGUUACGUUACUAAUGCAUCGAGAAAUGUACAAGUUACGGGGCAAUGUUUAAGUGUUAAGUUAACGGUGGCGUACAUCUUGACCCUUUAACCCUUUCAGCCCUAAAUACAUUCGUGGUGGUGUGUAGAGGCCGUGGAGGAAAUAUUUUUUUAAACAUUAUCGUUACAAACAACCAAUUAACUUGCAUAUUACUACGCGUAUACAUAUUUCACCCAGAUGAGCGUAUGGGUGAUCUGUUCCACGAUUGCCAUUUCGUUCCGUCUCUGGGGUUUUUAGUUAUGAAAGGGUUAAUUUAAAAAUAUAAUUUAUCUUUGGUAUCGAACGUAUAAUGCAAUCGUGUACGUACACAGGCUCACGAAAAUAUUCAAACGCUAUUAUGUUCGAAGUUUUUCAUAGAAAUUAUUCUGCACUGCAUUUGAACUUCAAGCCUAACGAUGUUCGAUUACUUUCCUGAGUCCGUACAUGUUAAUUACAGUUAAUUGGUAGCCACGCUUCGUGACGUAACACAACUGAAUCGUGUUAACAGAGAAAUGAAGGAUUUGCGAUUUUGAUCGAUCUGUUAUUGCCAAGGUUUCCUUCGAAGCGCAUCUUAUUUUCAAAAAUGUCUGAUUGUCUUUACACCGAGGACGACACGUACAACGUCGUCGUCGCGUGGAAAGAAAAUGGAAGCGAGAAGCUACGAUCACUACAAAACGAUACGCGAUUAACAGGGAUAAAUUGCUCGAAAAGCUUUAUUGAACUUAACGUUGCUGCCUCUGAAAAAGUCUCAACGGAUCGAAACAUCUGUGCACGUAUAUACAAUAUAGGAACUAUAAUAUAAAUGAAAAAAUAUGAUCGCGAACAAGCGUAUACGAGAAAUGCACAACGCGAAAGAUCACUUUGCUAAAAUAAUAAAUGCAUCAAAUAUUACCUUACAACUGUACCGUUCAAUAAAACCUUUUCGUUUUCUCUUUUUUUUUCUUUUUUCUUUCGUUUUGGUACAGGCGAAUCUUACACGUGUAACGACAGAUCGAA
Messenger RNA from Megachile rotundata (alfalfa leafcutting bee), 2502 nucleotides. RefSeq names its product small nuclear ribonucleoprotein G (gene SNRPG). Lineage: Eukaryota; Metazoa; Arthropoda; Insecta; Hymenoptera; Megachilidae. Gene Ontology annotation, molecular function: RNA binding. Gene Ontology annotation, biological process: mRNA splicing, via spliceosome; spliceosomal snRNP assembly. The record is from RefSeq and is a predicted model, not a curated record. Gene Ontology annotation, cellular component: U2-type prespliceosome; U12-type spliceosomal complex; U4 snRNP.